AUGAAACUCAGCUCUCCAGUCCAUUCCCCAACAGAGAUUUAUGAUAAAUUACACGAUUAUAACAUUAGCAGUCAGAUUACAAACUACGGCCUAUACAGCCAAAUUCACACAGCUUAUCAUCGCAUACAUCGCAUACCAUUAGCAGUUAAAAUCAUUUCAAAAAAUAGAAUCGCUGAUCUCCCUAAAAAGGAGCGCAUUUUAUUCAACGAAACUAUUCUCUCGCCAUUACUAGACCAUCCAAACAUCAUUCACGUAGAAGAAAUUAUCGAAAACAAUUCUAAAAUUUUUCAGUUUAUGCAAUUCGCGGAAAAAGGAGAUCUUCUCCACAGUUUACAGAAAUGCCCACCAGAUCAGAAAACUUGCUUUAAAUACGUCGAACAAUUAUUAGCUGCAGUCGAAAGAAUUCAUUCGCUUGGUAUUGUACAUAGAGAUAUCAAACUCGAAAAUAUACUUAUUACUUCAAACGAUGUUCUUAAACUUUCAGACUUUGGCUUGGCUUCUAUCACAUGUGAUGGAAUCAUGAAGGACAACUGUGGAUCUUACGAGUAUUCUGCUCCUGAGGCUAUAUCUCAUGCAGAGUUCGAUGGAUUCAAGGCUGAUAUGUGGGGAGUCGGUAUUAUAAUUUAUGCCCUCUUCCAGAAGCGACUUCCGUUCGAGGAUGUUAGGAUGGGAUAUAACUAUAACAAACCGGUUGACUUUUCUCGCAUUCCUGACCCAUUACAAGAACUUUGUAAGAAACUUUUAUCUUUGGAUCCAAAUGAGAGGCCAUCAGCUGAUGAAGCCCGUAGAAUGCUUGGCCAUACACAUACAGUUCCUGUCUUCUCGGCUUUGGCCCAAGAUCCAAGAACAUUCGAUCAAUUUACCGCUUCCAAACUUUGCCAGACAAUUGGUCUUCCGAUCAACGAAAUCAGAGCAGAUAUACAAUCUGAUGAAUUUUCCGAAAUAAAGGUUUUAGCUGUCUUGAUAAACCAGCGUAACCUUAUUCUCAGACCUGCUUCGAGGUCUGUCUCAGAGCCAGCCCACCGUCCUACGCAAUUAUAUGCUAGUAGGUUGAAGGCUGAUGGUUGCGACGUAAUGCAGGCAAUAAGAGAUUAUCUGUUGCCAAAACGUUGCCUUAUUUCUUCGCCUCUUUCCGAUACACCGGAAAUAGUUCUCAAUGGUAAAUACGCAGAUAAACGAGUGUCUUUUACCUGCAACGAUAGCCCUGAUGGUUACUGUUCUAUAGAGAUGUACCCAGAUGAAGGGUCUGAUGAUGUUUGCAAAUCUGUUAUUCACCAUUUAGAAAAAAGCUUUUUUGUUGUUUAA
Messenger RNA from Trichomonas vaginalis G3, 1305 nucleotides. RefSeq names its product protein serine/threonine kinase protein. NCBI's taxonomy places the organism in Eukaryota, Parabasalia, Trichomonadida, Trichomonadidae. The coding region runs from base 1 to 1305 and encodes 434 amino acids. Gene Ontology annotation, molecular function: ATP binding; protein serine/threonine kinase activity. Gene Ontology annotation, biological process: intracellular signal transduction; protein phosphorylation. The transcript has a single exon. Gene Ontology annotation, cellular component: cytoplasm. The record is from RefSeq and is a predicted model, not a curated record.